AUGCGCUCAGUAGUCAGGAAUCCACAAAAUCCUGCCCUCCUAACUACUGUAUCUGCGCAUUUAGCCUCUCCUGAAAUUUUCUUCCCUACCUUCUGUGAAACGAAACCCAUUCAAACAUCCUUACCGCCACCAUCUAAACUUCCUUCCAUUCUUUCAAUUGCUCAACUUCAACUUGAUUCCACCAGUUCUCUUCUCUCUCAACUACUGCUUGAUCUGGAACAUCACGUUGCCAACCUGGUACACCUGGAGUCACACCAGCACCAGCUUCUCCAACUUUAUUCGACACAGCCAAAUAAUCCAACUCUCGAUGACGAACUGACAAGGCUUCGUAAUGAGUGGAAUGCAUGCGUCGUCCGUUGUGUCGACCUGGAAUACUGUAUAGACAUCGCCGUCGCCACUCUGAAGCACUCUCUUGAUCUCGCUAUCCUUCUUACUCCUCUCUUUUCCUCCUCUGAGGAGCUUUCUAUGUGCGAUCGCGGUGGAAUGGAGGAACUCGAGGCAACUGUGGAUGAGCUGCUUCGAUUGCGCGAUACUUGGAUCCUUAAAAACACUCGACUAUCUUUUGAAAAUCUUACUGAAGAUCCUGAGAAAGUCUUUUCCCUGGAAAGCGACUUAAUCUCCCUUAUCCGCGAAGUUGUGCAGAUAUCAGAAGAAAAAGCCGAGAAGAUGGCCACUCGGGUCUCCCACGUCCUCGAUCUCGUCGCUAAAGUCCUACACAGCCACGAUCUUUCAACUGCUCAAAAGGCUCGAACGCUUCUCUUAAAGGGGAAAGCUCUCACUUUGACAGUUCCAUUCGCUCAGGACACAGAAGAGGUGAAGUCUACACUUAGAAAAGCCAUUAAACUGGAUUCUAAUCUUUCUGAUGCCUGGUGUGAACUAGGUGAGUACGAAUGGAUGACCAGUGGACCAGAAAGUGCUCUCCCACUACUUCAAACAGCUUUCAAACUAGACCUACCGAAGGAAACCAUUGUACGUCAAAACUUCCUGACGUCCGCAGAAUUCUCGAACUUCGUGGAAGGUUGUGAUGAUGGUGGAGUCGCGGUGUCGCUGCGCUUCGCUCACGCUGCUGUACGGGAGCGGCCGGACUCUGGUCAGGCCUGGGAGUGCCUUGGCAACGCUUUAUUUACGGCAUCCUUGGUAGAUGCGGAGGGUGGAGGAUUUCUCAGUCGAUCUCUGGUGGCGUUCGCACAGGCGGCAAAGUACCCCGAGGUUGUCGGGCAACCUCACUUCCACUUUAAUCGAGCUGCGGCAAUGCACUAUGCGGACAAUUUCUCAGGGGCUCUAGCCCACUGGUUUAGAGCUGCUCUUCUGGAUCCCGCCUGGCCUGCGCCACGUAUCAAUGCAAUUCGCUGUCUUAACGCCCUUAGGAAGAUGCAUACAGCCGUCCACGCCACUGGAACCAAUACCACAACUAAGACAACUCGAAAACGCGUUGCUUCUUUGAUCUCCACUCUCUCGCCUUCCACCAAUUCCAUGAAUCGUCUCCUGGGUCCCUACCACAGUCUUCGCUAUCAGACUUUUGCAGAGCUGGCCGAGGGUUCCAACCCGGGUGUGGUAUGUUGUGGUGGAAUUGUGGCUUCCUUACCAGCUGACAGCGAGCUCACACUGAAUUUACUGUUGGUGGAUGCUAAGGGCGCCUUCUUGGUCUUACGGAUAUUCCAGAUUGGAAAGGGCUCAGGUCCCUCUACAAAAGACGUGAUAGCAAUCCCCGACCCCAUCGUCGAACACUGUACGGUCUCCACAGGUCUUAUUCACCUUCUUCAUGCCUUCGACGCAUGUGUUCGUGCUGAAGGCGCUGAAUCAGCCGAGGAGGAGGAUGAUGAAUUUGGAGGGAGAGACACCAAGAUCAAAGAACUUGAUCAAUUGGAGUCUCUGGAUUUCCUCAUUCUGCGAGUCUCCUCGCCUCAGAUCCUCUGUGUUAACGGCAGUCGUGUUGGACGUGCAUGGACCGCGGCGGCUGUUCCCAAAAAUGUCUUUUUUGCCUCCACGUAG
Echinococcus granulosus is the source of this 1992-nucleotide messenger RNA. RefSeq names its product Tetratricopeptide repeat protein. Bases 1 to 1992 code for a protein of 663 amino acids. Gene Ontology annotation, molecular function: protein binding. Lineage: Eukaryota; Metazoa; Platyhelminthes; Cestoda; Cyclophyllidea; Taeniidae. The record is from RefSeq and is a predicted model, not a curated record. The transcript has 6 exons.